Messenger RNA from Porites lobata, 15386 nucleotides. The record is from the annotation of a GenBank genome assembly. Lineage: Eukaryota; Metazoa; Cnidaria; Anthozoa; Scleractinia; Poritidae.
GGACAUGCUCAAGUCGGCUGGGUAAAGCAAAAUGGCGGAGGGAGGGAAUGCUGUUUCCUCAGAUGAAGAAUAUUCCUCGUCUAGUUCUUCUCCUUCUUCCUUCUGGUCUUUUUCGGGAAUAAACAGAGCCAAAUUCAACAGUGGAUCCGAGGGUACGAGCUCAAACACAAGUUCUACUGGAACAGAAGGUGAGCUUUGAAAUAAUACUUGGCGACGUUUCAACAUGAACGCCGCCAUUUUUAAAAGGCAAAGUAGGAGUCAAUUAAUGGUCAUUAAUUUCUUUUUUUCAUACGAUGGCCCAAUAAGCUACGAUCGCAGGUUGAAUCGCUCUGUGUACACUCUUUGACAAUCAGUUUAAGCUAAAUACAUGCAGUCAGGUAUAAAUGUAAUUAUUAAUGUCCCAAACAUCGUGCGUACGUUUGGAGGAUGGUGAACAAAAACAUUGUUUUGGCCCUAUUUUGCUCUUGUUGUAUCGCAAAAGCAGAUAUGCCUUAGCCACAUAAGCUUAUAGGUUGAUUUUAUUUAAAUCUUGUUAUCUUUGCUGUAGUAAAAAUAUUUUUUUUGUCUUCGAUACAGCAAGUUCGAGCGGUCUGCAUCAGCUUCCAGAUGAAGGAAUUUAUGGAUGGAUCUCAUCUUUGAUUAACGAAGGCAAGGUCGCCCGUUUUGUCGAUCGUCAGAAGGGAAUUUACGAGUUAGAUUGGCAGAUUGUGGUCUGGAAAUACUGGUUUGACUGGAGAAGAUCGCGGCGUCGAGAUCGAAAGUCAAAAAGUCCUAAAAACAUCAAGUUUAACCACAGAACGGCGAGUAACACCCUACGUGCAGCUCUGCUAAACGCCUACAAAGAUAAGGGUGCUAUGGAAUUCUCCGAAAAAAUCGUGAUGGACAGGAGAAAAAGGACCAUAAAACGCCGUUUUAGACUGCCCUCAACCGUGACACAGAAGUUUGCAAGACAUUUGGUAAGCUGAUAUUCCUUUGUAUUUCCAGAGUGAAUCAUUACGAAUUGAUCAAUAUUCUUCAUUGUGAAUUGAAUGUAUUUUGAGCUGAGCUUGUGAACGUGCCGGUUUUGGAGGGAUUAGGGGUAUUUUGUAGAAUGUCACAUAUGGCCCCUGAAUGCUGAGUGACUCUGAAGUUUAGCAAUUAGGGUUAGGAAACUGAAUGAAUCAGGUUCCAUUUAGGGUUAUUAUUGAGUGGCAAAUUGGAAGGUGUUGCUCUCCAUUCUAUACUGGGUAAACUGUCCUGAAGCAUGAUUCCCUCAGUUUAAUCCCACAUAUAACCCUAAUCAUUAAACUUCAGAGUUAUUUGGCAUUGGAAAGCCAUUUGGCUUUCUGCAAAAUACCCCUAGCUGCCAAUAAGUGAGAAAAUCAGUCUCUGCAAUGGUAGCAUUAUUUCUUGUGGGGAGGGGAUGUAAGCAGGCAGCUCCUCUGGUUCCUAUGAUCAGCACUCUUCUUCCUACCCUUGCACCCCCACCCCCUUGAGAAUGACUGUCAUGUCAGGGGGUUUUUUGCUUAUUUUUGUUUAAAACUGCUUUGAUAGAAAUAUAGGUCAAAGUUCAAGAAGGGACACAUUUAACCACUUCAAUCAAAAUUAACAUUUAACACUGAAAAAAUUUUCUAAUUUCUUUAUUUCAGUAUAAAGUGUCUAAAACUUCUUCUGUCAGUCCAAAGGUAACGGAGGCAUUUGGAGAUAGCUCUUAUGGUAAAAUUUAAUUUAUAAUCAAUGCUUUUAAUUAUCAUGACUUUUCCACUAAUGAAGCACAAUUACUAUAAUAAUGCUCAAUUGAACCCUGCAGAUUAAUUAAUCAGUAUUUCUUUUGAUCUAAAAAGUUCUUUUUGCUUCUCUAUAAAUCAAGGUGCUUAGGCGGGGGGGUAACUCCAAUACAUUACCUAUACAGGUAUGUGCCGCCUAACGGGGUCGUGAUUUUGAAGCUCCUGAUUUAGAACGGGGUAUCCAUUUCGGAGGCGUUUUCUAGAAUGGGGUAUAAAAAAUUGUGGAUCAUGGCUUUAUCUUCUGCUUAAAAUUGUUGCUGAUCAUGAAGAAGCAUUUAUUUGAUGUAUAAGUCGAACAAAUAAAGAAAAAUAUUUUUAAAAAAACAGGGCUAUUUCAAUUUACAAACUUUCUGGAAAGGAGUAUAAAAAAUUGGCCCAUUUCUAGAAAGGGGUGUCAGUUUUAGGGCAAAUUCUAGAAUGGGGUAUAAAAAAUUGGCCCAUUUCGAGAACGGGGUAUCAAUUUUAGAGGAAAUUUUUUUAGAACAGGGUGCCAAUUUGGAGUCCCGGGCGGCACAUACCCACCCAAAAAAUACACAAGUGCCCCCGGGUACUUAGUUUGUGUAACUGCAGUAAUUAACUGACACUUAUUUCUUUACCCAUGUAUUUUACAGAAUCUCUCCAUUCAUCACCGCAUCCGCAAAUUGCUUCUAUAGAUUUCAGUUCUCUCAAUAUUGAUGCUAAGGUAAAAUAUCAAUAUUAAUUUGUUUACUUUAUUUAUUAUAAUCACAAGUAUAACAAUUUUUUAAACAUCUGAUUAGCUAUCAGCAGCCCUAUAAUUUCACAAAUUAUUUAUAAUCAGGCCAGAGAGUGCAUGUCAUGCCUCAGUAACUGGAAUACAUGUGCAAUCGCAUGCACACUCUUUCUUACUUCUAACCAAAAAAACCUCUUGGAAUAGCUUAAUGAUUCUCUUGUAAGUUAAAAACUAUAAAUUUGUUGUAUUUUAGGAAUCUGAAAGUCUAAUCAAAUACUUGACUGAACCUGAUCAGCACGAAUUAGAUGAUCCUUUCUUAAGAAGUGGUCACAGUAUCAUGAUGGUUAGCAAAAGUGAAGUAUCGUCAUCAGGAUAUGAAAGUAAGUUCAUUUAUUCAAUGACCUUACAUAAGAGAAUUUUUUUAUAUACAUCUAAUUAUUAGUAAUUCUCAUUCAUAAGUGUAGCAGUACAUCCCCAGUUGGAGGGCAGGGGGGGAGGAUACUUCACAAAACUUUAUUUAAGUAUCACAUAUAACUAGGGACUAUGCAUUUCAUGGGUAGGAGAACAUAUAUCACUAUAGGGAUAUGUGUUUGGUGGGUAGGGGAACACAUAUAACUAGAGACUAUGUGUUUUACUGGGUAAGGGAACAUAUAUCACUAGGGAUAUGUGUUUCCUGAGAAGGGGAACACAUAUCACUAGGGUUAUGUGUUUCCUAGGCAGGGGAACACAUAUCACUAGGGAUAUACAUUUCGUGAGAAGAGGAACACAUAUCAGUAGGGAUAUGUGUUUCCUGGGUAGGGGAACACAUAUCACUCAGGAUAUGUCUUUCCUGAGAAGGGGAACACAUAUCACUAAGGAUAUGUGUUUCCUGGGAAGGAAAACACAUAUCACUAGGGAUAUGUUCUUCCUGGGGGUUCUUACAACCAGGGGUUCUUAAAACCAAUGGUCUUACAACCAGGGUUUCUUACAACCAGGGCUUCUUACAACCAGAGGUUCUUACAACCGGGGGUUCUUACAACCAGGGGUCUUAAAGCCAAGGGUUCUUACAACUGGGGGUUCUUACAACCAGGCCGGGUUCUUACGACCAGGGGUUCUUACAACCCUUACAACCGGGGAUUCUUAUAACCAGGGCUCAAACACCCAGGGGUUCUUACAAUCAGGGGUUCUUACAACAAGGGGUUCUUACAACCGGGGGUUCUUACAACCAGGGGUUCUUACAGCCAGGUGUUCUUACAACCAGGGGUCUUACAACCAGGGAUUCUUACAACCAGGGGAUCUUCCAACCAGGGGUUCUUACAGCCAGGGGUCUUACAAUCAGGAGUUCUUACAACCGGGGCUUCUUACACCCAGGGGUUCACAACCGGAGGUUCUUACAAUCAGGAGUUCUUACAACCAGGGGUUCUUACAGCUAGGGGUUCUUACAACCAGGGAUUCUAACAACCAGGGGUUCUUACACCCAGGGGUUCUUACAAAUGGAGGUUCUUACAACCAGGGGUUUUAUAAGCAGGGGUUGUUACAACCAGGGGUUCUUACGACCAGGGAUCUUACAAUCAGGGGUUCUUACAACCAGGGGUCUUAAAGCCAGGGGUUCUUACAACCGGGGGUUCUUACAACCAGGCCGGGUUCUUACGACCAGGGGUUCUUACAACUGGGGGUUGUUACGACCAGGGGUACUUACAACCAGGGGUUUUUAAAACCAGGGUUCUUAGAUUACCGGGGGUUCUUACAACCAGGGGUUCUCACAACCAGGGGUCUUACAACCAGGGGUUCUUACAACCCUUACAAACAGGAAUUCUUACAACCAGGGUUCUCACACCCAGGGAUUCUUACAAUCAGGGGUUCUUACAACCAGGGGUUCUUACAACCCUUACAAACAGGAAUUCUUACAACCAGGGUUCUCACACCCAGGGAUUCUUACAAUCAGGGGUUCUUACAACCAGGGGUUCUUACAACCCUUACAACCAGGGAUUCUUACAACCAGGGUUCUCACACCCAGGGGUUCUUACAAUCAGGGGUCUUACAACCAGGGGUUCUUACAACCAGGGAUUCUUACAACCAGCGGUCUUACAACCAGGGUUCUUACAACCAGGGCUUCUUAAUAAACCAAGGGGUUCUUACAACAAAGGACUCUUACAUCCGGAAGUUUUUACAACCACGUGUUCCUACAACCGGAGGAUCUUACAACAGGGGGUCUUACAACCAGGGGUUCUUACAACCGGGGGUUUUUACACCCAGGGGUUUUUACAACCACGGGUUUUUACAACCAGGAGUUUUUACAACCAGGGGUUCUUAAAACCAGGGAUUCUCACGACGAGGGGUUCUUACAACCGGGGGUUUUUACAAUCAGGGGUUCUUGCAACCGGGGGUUCCUACAACCAGGGAUUCUUAAGGGUUCUUACAACCAGGGUUCUUACAACCAGGGUUUUUUAAAGCUAGGGGUUCUUACAACCAGGCACUCUUACAACCAGGAGUUCUUACAACCGGGGGUUCUUACAACCAGGGGUUCUUACAACCAGGGUUUUUUACAACCAGGGAUUUUUAAUGCUGGGGGUUCUUACAACCAGGCAUUUUUACGACCAGGAGUUCUUACGACCGGGGGUUCUUACAACCAGGGGUUCUUACAAUAAGACGUUCUUAGAACCAGGUGUUCUUACAACCAUGGAUUCUUACAACCAAGGGUUAAUUCUUACAACCAGGGGUUCUUACAACUGGGGGUUCUUACAACCGGGGUUUCUUACAUAUAACUCACCAGGGAUAUGUGUUUCUUGGGUAGGGGAACCCAUAUCACUAGGGAUAUGUGUUUCCUGAGAAGGGGAACACAUAUCACUAGGGAUAUUUGUUUACUGGGUAGGGAGACACAUAUCGCUAGGGAUAUGUCUUUCCUUGUUACGGGGACACAUAUUACUAGGGGUGUGUGUUUCCUGGAUAGAGGAGCACAUAUCAUAAGGGAUAUGUGUUUCCUGAGAAGGGAAACACAUAUCACUUGGGAUAUUUGUUUCCUGGGUACACAUAUUACUGGGGAUAUGUCUUUGCUGGAAAGGGGAACAAAUAUCACUAGGGAUAUAUGUUUUCUGAAAAAGGGAACACGUAUCAGUAGGGAUAUGUGUUUUCUGGGUAGGGGAACACAAUUCACCAGGGAUAUAAGGUCCUGGGUAGAGGAACACAUAUCACUAGGGUAUGUCUUUCCUGGGAAGGUUAACGCAUAUGACUAGGGAUAUGUGUUUCCUUUUUGGUAGCAGAACACAUAUCACCAGGGAUAUGUCUUUCCUGGGAAGGGGAACACAUAUGACUAGGGAUAUGUGUUUCCUGGAUAGGGGAACACAUAUGACUAGAGAUAUGUGUUUCCUGGGAUGGGGAACACAUAUCCCUAGGGAUAUGUGUUUCUUGGGUAUUGGAACACAUUUCACUAGGGAUAUGUGUUUCCCGGGUAGUGGAACACAUAUCACUAGGGAUUAGUUUUUCUUGGGUAGGAGAACACGUCGCUUAAGGGAUAUCUGUUUGCUUGGUAGGGGAACACUUAUCACUAUUGAUAUGUGUUUCUUGGGUAGGGGAACACAUAAUACUAGGGAUAUGUGCUUCCCUGCUUCAUAUUACUGGGGAUAUUUGUUUCCCUGGGAGACGAGCACAUAUCAGUUAAGGGAUAUGUGUUUUCCAGAGAGGGGAACACAUCUUACUAGGGAUGUGUGUUUCUUCAUUAGGGGAACACAUAUCACUAGGAAUAUGGAUUUUCGGCGAGGGAAAACACAUAAUAUUUCCCUAGUGAAAUUUGUUCCAUUCCCAAGGAAAGACAUUUCUUUAGUGAUAUGUGUCCGUUCCGCGGAAAACACGUAUAUAGUGAUAUCUAGUCUUCUACCCAGGAAACACAUAUCGCUAGUAAUAUUUGUUUCCCUACCCCUAGUUGCAAGAAUGGGAAUGGCACUCCAUGUGCUUAGCUUGAGAUCUGAAUCCGCUCUGUUUAAUAGCAAAAAGUUGUCCAAAAUAGUUUCCCAUUUUUAAUUUGUGACUAUUUAACAAUUAUUCCAUGAGUGCGCGUUGGAAGCUACACGCUACACCCAUUUUGGCUAUAAUCAUCUCACAUCCAACGAGUGCGAAUCGAAUAAUAGUUGUAUUAAAAAUGCUCAAAAAUAGCUAUAAUUCUUUCCAAUUUUAUUUGUAAAAACAAUCGAUUUUCGGCAUGUUUUUGAUUUUGACCAGACACGUACAAAAGUAUGGUAUAAUUGCUCAUAUACCAUGGUGGCUAAGCCAAUCAGAGCUUUAGCAUUGCAGAAGAGUACAAAGAGGUGUGCCAAUAUAACUGACCACUGAAUAAACAAACAAUUUACGGAUUGUAUUGCAUUCUUCUUCAUCAAAUACAGUAACAUAAUGUAAUACAUUGCAUAUGGGUCUGAAUUAAUUUUGUCAUCACUUUUUUGAACAGCUGCUCCUGAGGGCUCUGUAGAAGAAAAUCUUGUCCAAGAAAUUGAUCCUAAUGAGGGACCUUAUCAGGUUGGCUUUAAUAAUAAUAUGGAUUGAUAAAUUAAUAACUAAUUGGAAAUUUUAACAGGAGUUCGUGUCUGUCACAAGGUUUUGAAUGACUUGGUUUGCUUGAUCUACAAGUGGACUGUGUGCAAAUGCCAGUUGUCUCCCCCCACCCCUCCCCCCUUCCCUCCAAAAAAUAACAUUUACCUUCAGGAAUGAGAUACGCAAGAGGUUGGUAUAGUCUCCUUCGCAGCGGUUUUGAGGGCGUCACGCAACGCUCCUUCUCCUCUCCUUCUUGGUGAGGAGUGUUGCGUGAUGCCCCUUCCCAAGGAGGGAGGAGGAGAAGCGUUGCGUGACGACCCUAAAGACGGCCGCAAAUCGAAGGAGACUAGAGGUGGUAUACAAAAACAAAAUUCACACAAACAAAAUGAUACAUUUAACAUUUCAAUUAAGCAAUUUUUUCAUCGUGAAUAUGGCUAAAUAGUUAAGUAAAUGCUGAUAGCCAUUGAUCGGUUACAUUAGGCAUCAGUGGCAUGUCAUUGUCCUACACUCUGCCAAUCAAUUCAGUAAAUUUUGUCUCAAACUAAUUUAUUUAAUAGUGUGUUUGACUUCCUUUGAAAAUCUCUUGACCAAUAUAUUACGUGAAAUAUCUGUUAAUGUGUUUGUUCUUUUUUGUUGUUUUCAGGGAGGAAAUACAGCAUUUAUUUUCCUUGGGAAUUCCCCCAGUGGCAUCUCUAGAGGAUCUGGGUGUAAGGUGGUGUUUUAUGAACCUAAACAGCGCCUGGCUGCUUCUGAGGUGACGGCUGCCGUUAAAAAUCCUUUCACUCUGAAAGUUACCGUUCCACACUGCCCAAGUAAGUUCAUUAGGAAUGAAUCAAUGUGAAAUAUUUCGCACUUCUUAAGCUCAGAACAAUACCAAAAUGACAGAAAAACGUAUUAGGCGUUUUCUCUUAGAGUCGUCGAGAGUGAAAGUAUGUGGUUCUGUAGCAUUUAAUUAAUGGAAAAUAAGACGAACACACACUAAAAUGAGGCUUUUGCCAAUACAGUAGUGCAUCAGUCAAAGAAAAAAUGUUUUGGUAUAUACGCAUUGCGAACCUACUUUAAAAGAGGCGUGGCUUGUCCUGCACGUGCUUGAAAGUCCAGUUUGCAUUUUCAUUUUCAUCAAAACAGGACUAAAAAGCUUUUUUUAAAACUUAAGUCCACCUUGGUUUUUAUCAACCAAGCUUUCGAUGUCUGGACCAGAUAUCAGUUUAAAACGCUGUUUCUUGAUCAGUCCCUCAGAAGAAAAUAGUCACUUUGCUAAUGAGAACCUAAUACAAGAAUCGGCGAUCCAUGGCCAAUCUUGCCGCCAUCUUGGCUAUCAAUGCCGCCUGUUCUUAAAACCGUACCUAGUACUUACGCACAUAAACAGAGGGGAUCUUUAGGGGAAAAUGUGCUCUAAAAUGUGGUUACCGUGGGUCAUGAAGGCAGAGAAAAGGACUCGCCUCCCACCAAUGUGGCGCGGGUUCAAAUGCCGGCGUCGACGUAUGUUGGUUCUCUCCAUCGCUCCGAGAGGUUUUUCCGGUUUCCCGCGUCUCUUCCAAAACCAACAUUACUAAAUUGAGGGGACAUUGGGGGAUACCCAAUACCGCAAUACCGUACGAAAAACUGGCAAAUACCAAAAUAGCGUGUCGAAAAUGGACGAAAUACCGAUACCGCUUUUAUGAUCGGUGACGCUUACUUAACGUUGUAUCCAUCUCGCGUGUUUUUUUUAUGUCAAGCAUGUAUACACCAGAAAUCAACCUCAGCCUUCGCGAGAAAACGUGAGAAGAUCUCGAAUUGAUCGGUACAACGAUCGAAAAGCCAGGUCAUUAGAUGUCUUACCACAUCACAGAGUAACUGUCAGAAAUUGUGUAUUCAUUUACCGUUAAGUCUAAAGUCUUCCAAAUAUUGACCUACAUUAGACAGGAGAGGCCAAAUGAACAGUACCGCAAUACCGUGAAGGAUCUUCUUUUACCGAAUACCGUUAGCCAGAAGGAUGAGAAACCGCAUACCGCAGGGAUGGAUGAUACCACAAUAUAUACCGCUCAUUUAGUAAAAUCAAAAUUACUGAAAUACCGCUUGAAAAAAAGCUCAAUACCGCAAUACCAUAAACCCCCAUGUCCCUCUCUAAAAUUCAAUUCGCCCAGGAAUGGUAGACGAGGAAUCUUCAGGAUUAUGUGGGUUAACCAUUUUCAGUUAUUUAUAAUUUAUGAAUGCUUAAUAUGGGAUGUACUCUGUCCGGUUUAUGGGCUUCUGGCCCAUUAAAUUUCUUUUUAACACAUGGAUUAAUUAGUUUUAAUCAAUACAGGACUUUCAGGAGCUCAACUAGCCCGUGGCAAGCUGACAGUGAACGUCCUUGUAAGCGCAUUAGACGGUCGUUACAUUGGUGAAACCAUCUACACGUACAAUGCCAGCCUAAUGACCCAGUUUGAACAAUGUGUGAAGGCUCUGGAUGACGAUCAUAUGGAAGUGGAUAUUCAUUCCUCUAAGGAAGGAGAGGCCUCACUUAACUACAGAAGUAAGCCGUCUUAUACUUCUAUCUCGCUCAUAUUAAUGAUAAUAAUAAUAAUAAUAACAAUAAUAAUAAUAAUAAUAAUAAUAACAAUAACAAUAAUUAUGCUGGGAUCUGCGCGAAUCCUCAGAAAGGUGCUCGGUGUAUGAACAGAAUGAUUGACUUGAGUGACUGACGCUCUAGGUGCAUGGUUUGCGCCCGGCUGAUGCACAAAAAGAACACCAGCAAAAACUGUGAUAAAAGAGAUAAUAAUAAUAAUAAUUUAUUACUUCUAUUGCGCGCAUCCCAAAAAAUGAUCAUGCGCGCAUUACAUUAUAGAUAUGAAUAAACUUGAUAUAAUACAAUUGAAUAUCUUACAAUUAAUAAAAAUCAGUUUACAUAAUACUGAUAUGACUCCGUCGUUUACGAUCAAGUGAAAACUAGGUUGUCGGAGUCACAAGCAGAAGAACUAAGCUAAUCACAAAGCAUGGGAACGUGCGUUGUGAUUGGUUUAUCCUUCUGCUCCCUUCCAACUCCGACAAUCUGGUUUUCACUAGAUCGUAAGCGACGGAGUCGUAAGCGGGGUCAGAAAAAAAUGGAAACGUUCUGAUUCUUUCGUCGCGCUCAUGACUCUGCUUACGCCUCCAAUUUUUGAUUUUCAAUGAGUCAUAAGACUCCACUUCCGACUCCGACUCCGUCACUGGUGAAAACCAGCCUUAACAGAUGAGACUUAAUAUUAUUGGCGCAAUUUCACAGAGACCUUCUGAGGCGGGUGUUAGGUGAUGGGGGACGGUUUUCGCACGCAUUCGCGCGGGUUGUCUCCAAAAAAACAGUACACCCAGUAUGUAAUGUUAUGCAUUUUACACAGUUCGGUAUUAGAUUUUGCUCAAUCUUAGCCAUCUUGUACAAUCUUAGAGCGGAAGGAAAUGUGUUAAAGGCACAAUCUUCUCGCGGCUUCACCAUUUCUGCGACCGCUCACUAAGCUUGUUUGCGUGUGCGCCCAAACAAAACCGCCAUCUGCGCGGCUAAGUUGGUGAACCUCGUUCUCAAGUAGAAAAGAACCCUGGGAAAGAGGUUGGCGUCGAGCGAUCGCGAGGCGAGGUGUAAAAGAAGUGAAAGCGCAGUUGAAUAUACUGCGCAUGUACCUGAAUACUCACUUUUUCCAAUAUAAAGUGUUUUCGCCUUUUAACCUGGAAAUGAAGAUAAGCGCAAUUUCCGGGGAGGAGAAGCUAAGUCAGUAUUUCAUUCAAACGUAAACUUGGCGAAAGAGGAGUGAGGAAAACUUUGAUCAUUACAGGCGAUUUUAAACUCCUUACCAAUUACUUUUCUGUUUUUUUUCUUAUUUACUAUUAUUAUCAUUAUUUUUACAGUGUGGGAUUUGUCAGGUUCGCAUGCUUUGAGUUUCUCUUCUCUUCGCGUGAUGGCGUUUGUGGCGGUUAAGGAAAGAGCCUUCAACUUUCUAUCGUCACUUCUAAACAGCCCAGUCGCAUGGCAAGUGUUACAGCACUGUAAAAACAAACUAUUGUCGUUUGUUGAGCAUCUUAGAAGCAGAAACAGCCAAAGUGAUGAAGGUACCUCUGUGCUGGAUUUUUGUGAAAGGUAAUUAGUACCCAAACACAUUUUUCAUUUUUUUAACUUAAUAUUAUAGCUACUAAAUGCUACAAAAGCCCCACUGUCAAAAAAUUGGUUCAGCUUCUCUCGGUCAAAGAGGAAUUGGGUUACUUAGUCCGAAAGUCGCUGUUCAGCUCGUAGCGAUCCUGUGUAAUCAAGGGUGCGUUUGGGUCGGACAAGGAGAUAUGAUUAUCGUGUUGUCUUUCGCCGGGCAAAGCAAAGUCCAGGCGAAAGUCCGUCGGGCGAAAAGACUUUGUGCCGCCUGAGAAUCGUCCAAAGAGAGUGCCGCGUAUCACUUUUGCAAACCUCAGCAGUUGGGAAUGAAUCCAUUUAUCUAGAAAGAAGAAUUACGGACUUUUUUUAUUUAGGCCAUAGUCGGGAUCUCUAAUAAGGUGUGCGCCCCAAAAGCGAUUUAAUUCCAUUUUGGAAGGUAUUUUCACACGCCGAGCUUUUUUAAAGGCUAUAGUCUCUCUUUUAAAGUGAAAUACCGAAAUUUAACGGUGGAAUCCACAGAAAAGUGCAAACGGAAGUGUAUAUCGCAUACUCACUUGACGUUAAAAAAAAGCAGUAAAUGACAUUUCGUGCAAGUGCAAUAUUGUGAGGAAAAUGUCUUCGUGGCCCGGUUGUUUGUGUGUAAACACAUUUUUCCGCCUUAACUUAUUGCGGCGGAGAAUUUCACACUAAGAAAUAUUAACUGCAUUGUAACGCUACGAUGGCUUUCCGAAGUUUUUGAAUUUCGCGGUCCAUGAUUUUGCUACGCGUCGGCAAUCGCAACUUUUAUUUUGCGACCAGUAGCAGCGCUUUCCCCCAAAAAUGAAAAUGGCCAUAAAAGGAGCAAAAAUGCGUGUCAUUGUGAACUCAAACAUGCAACCCAGAGGGUUCGCUAUGCUCUUGUGUUGGCUAUGUUCUUGUUAAAGAGCCGGCGCGAAAUUUUAAAGCCAAUCAGAAGGGAUCAGUACGGACUGAACUCAACAAAUUUGCUUGCUCUUAAAGUAUGGGUUUUCACAGCUCAGUUGGUAGAGUAGUGCCGUGCUUGGCGCAGAGGCUCCCUGGGUUGGAGUCCUAUUGAAGCCUUGAAUGAUUGUUAUUUUCUUCUUUUUUGCGCUUAAUUUGCUGCAACUGUGAUUACAACUGCGAUGAUCAAAUCUUCAUUUUAAGGAUUGAUCAGUUGAUUAGUGCGCGGCCUUCGCUGCACGAGGGGUGUCCCGGGUUCGAUCCCCGGUGACAUCACAUCCUUGUUUCAAUUUCUCUCCUUUCCGUGUAGCUUUGACUAGCUUUAAAUACCCCUCAAACGGAGCCUUGAUGGAGAGAGAGGCGGGGGGGAGAGUAAAAUGAGCGCCCUGUCGACCUCAAGCUUAUUAGUUAUUACUGUUACGAGUUAUCGACGUAAACUAUGGCUGCUUUACUUUUACCUUUAUUGAGAUUUGUACUUCCGCAGUUCACGUCAGGUUCUUUUCUAAGUUGUGUACGCAGUUGCGUGAAACCGGCCAAAAGGCUUUUAAAGAAAAUUUAGGAAGACACUCCGGUUCACAUCUCUCCUGAUCCCGUUAUCGAUCUCUUAAAUUUUGCUUCGAUCUGUUAUGACGUAGGUUUCUACUGAAUGGUGCUGAAAAAUGCGAGCGACCAAAGAACAGCGAGCCAAUGCUAGCAGCUAAAGGUAAUUUUUUUCCUCAAUAUUUUGUUUCAACAUAAGUAUACAUGUAAAUUAUACAACCGGAUCAAAAAGUAUCAUGGUAAAGUCCACCAUAAAAAUAUGAAUGGCAGGUAUUAUUGCAGCUAAUCCAUUUUGUUUCAAACUGCUAAAAGCAGGAUAGCUGUUACAAACCGCCGUGGAUGAGAGUUUUCUUAGUGAUAUGUUUUUAAGGUUUGUAACCGUUUUUUUGUCUCAAAUAAAACAUUCAAAUAUCGAAACAGAAAGAUUUGCGGGGAUUUGCGCGAUAUAACCGUGCUCCAAAAUGUGAGGGUAUGCCUCCAAACAGUUUCGUUUAUAAGUAGAACUCUUGCAAAAGCGCGCACGCUAAAAAAUUUACAGUAACAGCAAAAUCGGUUGACCCAAUAGGGUAUUUCUGAUGACUAUUUUAUACUGAAUCUCAUGGGCUUCUUCAAACUUGGGUUCUUCAUGGAAAAACUAUGGUAGUUUGAUUGUGUAUGUGGAGAAAACUUAUCCCUGCUUGAAUUUUCACUCACCUACCCCAGCUACGCUUGGUACUCCAAUGUUUCCUACAUUACCUUGCAAAACGAAAUGGCGAAAUGAUUACAUGAAAAGCAAAAAGCGUUGACUCGGUUGGAAAGGUGAGCCGUCUAGCCAGGUAACCCUUUGGUGAUGGUAGGUUCACUCUCCUUGCCGGGCCAACUUUUCUCCAUACAAACACUUUGGCUCGCUCAUCCAGGUCAACUCGGUCAAGACCGGACAAUCAGAGCAUGCGUAAGCGCUGUUUUAUACAAUAGGAGCAUGCGCGAGCAUUGUUGGCUCGGGCAAAGAGGUUAACUUUUUUUCAUGUAAACGCUCGCUUAAGUUGGCUCGGCUGAGAGAUUGACCCUCUUUACUGGGACAAACUUUUCUUCAUAUAAUCUGAGCCUUACCUAUUAAGACCUCUAUUGACUAUUGUUUUUAGAAACUGGUGCAAACGCGUGCAAAAAUACAGCCGUGGAGAAAUCUGAGAGAAGAUACGACUACAGCUCGGAACACGAGACCAGCAAUGAUCUAGAAGGCGAAGAUAACCAAGUGAAAGAAAAAGAGCAAAACGACGCUUGCAAUAUCCAGGAUACAUUGUUCCAGUAUGCCUUACUAGAAAAAGCGGGAAAAGGAGGAUUCAGCGACAGCCGGAGCGACAAGCCGAAGAUUUUACUACUUCGGAGGCCAUGUUCGGUCGUUCCGAUCAGCCGAAGCCGAGCAGGAUUCCCAGAUCCGAGAACAGACAUCUUUGUUGAGUUGCAAGUGCGUAAAAGCCAGAACGUUGCCAAUGAAAGCAGUGAGAAACUGGGCUAUGGUAGCCAGCACGUGAUGCAUCACGUGACUGUGGAUGUGAGGCACAGUGCAACGAAGGAAAGUGCAAGAGACUGGGAAUCAAAGCACGUUAAGCGAGUGAGCGGAAAGAUUGGUUACUGGUUUCGAUUCUACGAACCAAACUGCGAGCUGCUGAUUAUGUUUACCCUUUAUGGCAAGCCUCAGGUGAUCAUCAAACCCGAAACGAAUUUGAAGAGGGUAGCUUUUGAGGUCCUAGAUCACGUCACUGUAGUUGUAGAAACCACUACCUGGAAAUUGCCGCUUUCAAGAGGGGCCGAGGCAGAAAAAGAUUGUCGUAAUCUCAAAGUGCCACUUACCAUACAAGUUCCACUUGUGUCCCUGACGCGCGAACAAACCAGGCUGUGCAAGAUUAUGAACGACCUCCACAAGCUUUGCGACAAUGGAGACUGGGUUAAGUUCGAUAAAGAAUGCGCAAAUCUCCAGCGUUACUCCUCCAUCCCCGAUUUUAAAGUUGCGAUUUUGCUGGAGAAAGCCAUUGCUCUUUUGUACAAACACCAGCUGGAGGAAGCUGAAACAACAGCAUUAGAAGCGCUCAAGGUCGCCUCCAAAGCCAAGAAUCAUCAGCUGCUGGCUGGCAGAGCUUACUACUACCUUGCGCAUGUUUAUCGAAGAGAACGUAAGCUGGGAAAGGCGGUACAGUGCAUCGAUCUGUCCAAACAGAAUCUCCAUCUUAUGGAUGUCUGCCUUGAUCAAAGCUUCAUGGCUUACGAGGAGGGCAAUGUCAUGAAGGAAUUCAUCUCAAACGGCGCUUUUUUGAGAAAGAAGCUUGUUCUUCGAGCAAAGCAAUGUUUCGAGCGAUGCCUUGAUCUUUGCCGACGGCUCGAUAAAUCCGACAGUUCUGCUAUUCCUGCUACGCACAGUUUUGCUCUUAUCAAGAUCGCCAUGCUUUUGCUUGAUUGUGGGAGCAGUUCAGGGCGAGAAAGGUGCGUCACAACAAGCCACAUCCAAGAGGCCAAGCGUUUCCUAAAUUUGAUAGAAAGGCGCGGUCUGGACGAGAUCACUGAGAGGAGAAAAAUUCAAUACCUCUUGGCUUGCUCUGACUUGCAUUAUCGCAUAUGCAACUAUCACAUGGCGAUUUAUUAUGCAGAGGAAGCUUUAAAGAAGGCCAAGGAAUUUGGAUUCGUUUUGGAAGUGCUGCCCGCCCAAAACAGACUUAGCCACCUCUGUCAGAUGCUAGAACCAAAUGACUUGUAGUCUGUAGAAUUUGUAAAAUUAUUACGCUUUGCAUACAGCCAUCUUCUUGUCUGUAUUAGUGAAGAAAAUAUCAAUUCAAUUUCAAGUUUGCAACAGAACGUACCAUUCAAGAUCUCCAAGAUCCGU